Messenger RNA from Myotis daubentonii (Daubenton's bat), 1178 nucleotides. It is a transcript of the gene DCPS, whose product is annotated as decapping enzyme, scavenger. Gene Ontology annotation, molecular function: RNA 7-methylguanosine cap binding; hydrolase activity. The record is from RefSeq and is a predicted model, not a curated record. Gene Ontology annotation, biological process: deadenylation-dependent decapping of nuclear-transcribed mRNA. NCBI's taxonomy places the organism in Eukaryota, Metazoa, Chordata, Mammalia, Chiroptera, Vespertilionidae. Gene Ontology annotation, cellular component: nucleus; P-body.
GCCGGGGUCUGCGCAGGCGCGCUCUCCCGUGGGCAACAUGGCGGACGCGGCCCCUCCGCCGAGCAAGAGGAAGCGCGAAGUGGCCGCCGCAGGGGAAGACGCCCCCGGCACAGAGGACAAGGAAGCCAGAAUAGCCGGCGUUGGGAAUGGCACCGCUGCCCCUGCCCACCUCCCUUUCUCCGGCUUCAGAGUGCAGAAAGUGCUGCGGGAGUCCGCGCGGGACAAGAUCCUCUUCCUGCACGGCAAGGUGAAUGAGGCCUCUGGGGAUGGAGAGGAUGCCAUUGUGAUCCUGGAGAAGACACCAUUCCAGGUGGAACAGGUGGCCCAGCUCCUGACGGGCAGCCCCGAGCUCCAGUUGCAGUUCUCCAAUGAUAUUUACAGCACCUAUCACCUGUUUCCUCCGAGGCAGCUGAGUGAUGUAAAGACAACCGUGGUUUACCCAGCCACAGAGAAGCACCUGCAGAAGUACCUGCGCCAGGACCUCCACCUGGUUCGAGAGACAGGAGGUGAUUACAAGAACGUCACCUUACCCCACCUGGAGUCCCAGAGCCUCAGCGUCCAGUGGGUGUACAACAUUCUCGACAAGAAGGCGGAAGCCGACCGGAUUGUUUUUGAGAACCCAGAUCCCGCUGACGGCUUUGUCCUCAUCCCCGACCUCAAGUGGAACCAACAGCAGCUGGAUGACCUGUACCUGAUCGCCAUCUGCCACCGCCGGGGCAUCAGGUCGCUUCGGGACCUCACCGCGGAGCACCUGCCGCUGCUCAGGAACAUCCUCCGGGAGGGGCAGGAAGCCAUCCUGCAGCGGUACCAGGUGAAGGGGGACCGCCUCCGCGUGUACCUGCACUACCUGCCCUCCUACUACCACCUGCACGUGCACUUCACCGCCCUGGGCUUCGAGGCCCCCGGCUCAGGGGUGGAGCGGGCCCACCUGCUGGCAGAGGUGAUCGAGAACCUGGAGCGUGACCCGGAGCACUACCAGCGGCGCACCCUCACCUUUGCCCUCAGGGCGGAUGACCCCCUGCUCAGGCUCCUGCAGGAGGCCCAGAAAAGCUGAGGCUCCUGGACGGCCCAGAGAACAGAUAUGUGGGACUGGGGUGGGGUUUUUUAGCACCAAAUUAAUUUUUUUAACUGUGGUUUGUACUGGCUUGUUUCUAGCGUGCGAAUAAAGUAUUGGUCGC